Molecule: messenger RNA, 2217 nt
Organism: Lotus japonicus
Lineage: Eukaryota; Viridiplantae; Streptophyta; Magnoliopsida; Fabales; Fabaceae
Product: pentatricopeptide repeat-containing protein At1g31920
Exons: 1
Coding region: 391-2208 (605 amino acids)
Biological process (GO): RNA modification
Molecular function (GO): RNA binding; protein binding; zinc ion binding
Source: RefSeq, a predicted model, not a curated record
UCUCUGAAAUUUCAUGGAUGACAUUCAAAUCCUCUAUUCUGAAAAAUUCACCUUUUCUUCUUUGAUAAAAAACUCAACAAAAAUCAAAUAUUUUCUCCAACCCCAUUGCCAUUUCACGAACUGUGAUCACCACACCCCUCAGCUUCAUACAAACUGUUAAACUCGGCAAUCUGAUCAAAUUGGUUUGCCUCAUGGAUCAUAGAGUUCACUUUUUUCUGGUGCAUAACUAUCUCUUCUCAGUUUCUAUCUUCACAUUUUGACUUUAUUCUUAUAUUGAAAUGAUUGUUCACUUGUAUCUUAUGGACUAAAUAAUGGGCUGCAAAAUAUUGCUAAGCUUUGAUUAGCAAUUUAGCAUGCUGGUUGGUUAUAUAACAUGGUGUGAAUGAAAGGAUGACAAGGACAACUGUCCUUAGCCAAACCCAUCUUUUGUCACUACCAAGUACUCCACCCCAGUGCUCUGAGUUGAGUACCAGGUUCAAUGAGCAGGGAUGGUAUCCUUUGUUGAAGAGAUGCAAGAGCAUGGAAGAGUUUAAGCAAGUUCAUGCCCAUGUUCUGAAAUUGGGCUUUUUUUGUGAUUCUUUUUGUGGGAGCAAUCUUGUUGCCACUUGUGCUCUAGCAAAAUGGGGCAGCAUGGAGUAUGCUUGUUCAAUCUUCAGGCAGAUUGAGGAACCUGGUAGUUUUGAGUACAACACCAUGAUUAGAGGGAAUGUGAAUAACAUGAAUCUAGAAGAAGUUUUACUGCUUUAUGUUGAGAUGCUUGAAAGAGGAAUUGAACCAAACAAUUUUACAUACCCUUUUCUUCUCAAGGCAUGUUCUCUGUUAGGUGGUGUCAAGGAAGGAAUUCAAAUUCAUGGGCAUGUUUUUAAGGCAGGUGUUGGAGAUGAUAUCUUUGUCCAAAAUGGUUUGAUCAGCAUGUAUGGCAAGUGUGGGGCAAUCAAGCAUGCCUGUGAUGUGUUUGAGAAAAUGGAUGAAAAGAGUGUAGCUUCAUGGAGUGCUAUUAUAGGUGCUCAUGCUUGUGCUGAAAUGUGGCAUCAGUGCUUGAUGCUUCUUGGGGACAUGAGCAGGGAAGGACACUGGAGGGCUGAAGAAAGCACACUAGUCAGUGUGCUCUCUGCUUGCAUUCAUUUGGGGUCUCCUAAUUUAGGAAGGUGCAUACAUGGGAUCUUGUUGAGGAACAUUAGUGAACUCAAUGUUGUUGUGAAAACUUCCUUAAUUGACAUGUAUGUCAAAAGUGGAUGCAUUGAGAAAGGUGUCUGUGUUUUCCAAAACAUGGCUGAGAAGAAUAGAUACUCUUACACUGUAAUGAUCUCAGGGCUUGCCAUUCAUGGUCACGGCACCGAAGCUCUUCAAGUUUUCUCAGAAAUGCUGGAAGAAGGUUUGGCACCGGAUGAUGUGGUCUAUGUAGGUGUGUUAAGUGCUUGCAGUCAUGCUGGUCUUGUCAAUGAGGGCCUGCAAUGUUUCAAAAACAUGCAAUUUGAGCACAAGAUCAAACCAACAGUUCAGCACUAUGGUUGCAUGGUGGAUCUUUUGGGAAGAGCUGGGAUGCUCAGGGAAGCCUAUGGCCUCAUAAAGAGCAUGCCAAUUAAGCCUAAUGAUGUGGUUUGGAGGAGCCUUCUUAGUGCUUGUAAGGUUCAUCUGAACUUGGAAAUAGGGGAAAUUGCAGCUGAAAAACUUUUCAUGCUUAAUCCAAACAACCCUGGUGACUAUUUGGUGCUAGCAAAUAUGUAUGCAAGAGCUCAUAAGUGGAAUGAUGUGGCCAGAAUCAGAAGAGAAAUGGCUGAUAAACACUUGGUACAAACACCCGGGUUUAGCAUGGUUGAAGCAGAGAGGAAGGUCUACAAGUUUGUAUCGCAAGACAGGUCUCAACCCGAAUUUGACACCAUCUACAAUAUGAUUCACCAAAUGGAAUGGCAGUUGAAAUUUGAAGGCUAUAAACCAGAUACAUCACAGGUGCUGCUAGAUGUAGAUGAAGAAGAAAAGAGGGAGAGGCUGAAACAUCAUAGUCAGAAGCUAGCAAUUGCUUUUACACUGAUACAUACAUCUGAGGGAUCUCCUAUAAGAAUAUCAAGAAAUCUUAGGAUGUGUAGUGAUUGUCAUACAUACACUAAAUUCAUUUCCAAGAUCUGUGAACGAGAGAUUACUGUAAGAGACCGUUUUCGGUUCCACCAUUUUAAAGAUGGAGCUUGCUCAUGUAAAGAUUAUUGGUGAAUUUCAUUC